Molecule: messenger RNA, 4751 nt
Organism: Penaeus chinensis
Lineage: Eukaryota; Metazoa; Arthropoda; Malacostraca; Decapoda; Penaeidae
Exons: 6
Coding region: 280-3981 (1233 amino acids)
Molecular function (GO): zinc ion binding; nucleic acid binding
Source: RefSeq, a predicted model, not a curated record
GAUACAGCUGAGGGGCACGUGUGUCGACGAAGGCCUCGCUCUCCUGCUCUCUUCGUGGCUUAUUUACGUCUUUGACUGCUUCCUCUUUUGGUGAUUUGGUUGUCAAUAGCAGUCAGUUGUUUUUUUCUCUUGUGGGAUCAAUAUGUUGCUUUAAGUCUUGAUAAGAUUUUCACGUAAGGAGUUGUUAACUGAGUGAAGACACCCCCACCCUAUGGCAAAUUAGGGUCUUUCAUUGAAGAAAACUAAAAACAAAAAAACAGAGGACGACUUCCUUGAAGGAUGGUUAGAUUUGCACGUGCUGAGGGCUCCAAGGGCUCCAACAAGCGGGUUCCGGAAGAGCCCACACCCUGGCAUGAGUUGGCAACGACUAAAAUACCAGAAAGCAAAGCAGACAUUGAAAAAACGUCAAAGAAUGUGGAAAAGGAUAAAAGUAAAGAAAGAGGUAAUAAUGGAAUUGCAAAGAAAAAUGUGACAAAGAAAAAGAAGAGAGUGUUGGAUGAAAGUGGUGCAGAUACUUUGCAGAUAAAGAAGAAAAAAUGUGUUGUUAAGGAUGACACUGUUGAUAAAGAGAAUGAGGAAAUAAAUUCAGGCCAGACAACAGGGAAAGUGGAUUCAGUUGAAGUAAAACAAAUUAAGAAAAAAAUUAAGAAAAAGGCUGAAAAUAAUGUAAAGAAAGGUGAAGUGAAGGGGAAGAAAAAGAGAAAGCUAGACAAAGCAAAUGGAGAAGAGAACACUGAUGCUGUCCAGAUCAAGAAGAAGAAAAACAGUGCUGAUGAAUCUGGGAAUGAGGGGAAAGUGGUCAAUGAUAAAUUAGAAAAAAAUGAUGAUUGUAUUGAGAAAAGUUCAGAUGUUAAACAGAAGAGGAAAAAAAAGACAAAAAAAAUGGAUAAUGGGAAAGUAGAAGAGAAGAAAGAGUUUGUAAUCAAUGAUAAAAGUCAGAGGGUUAAGGUAUUCAAGGAUGGGACAGAAAGAACAUGGUUUGACCUCCCCUAUGAAGAAGGUCAGCGCAUGACAAGGUACGACAACAUGUGGGUUAAGAAGGAGGUGGUGGAGAAGCUGGACCAACUGAAGGGUUCUCUCAAAGAAGAAGGUCAUUCAGAGAAGGAGGCAAUGAGGAGGAUGAUGAAGGCAAAACGAAAAGCUCAUAGAGAAUUAAGGAUUGAACUUAUAUACGAACAAAAGGCAGCAGUUGAAGAUCAGUUACCGGAAAGCAAAAGUAAAGUGGUAAAAAAGAAGAAUAAGAUACCUAAUGAAGGGGGAAAUAGUAUUAAAAAAUAUUCAGAUAAUGAUGAUGAUAAUUAUGAACAUAAUUCUGAAGUAAUUAAUGGUGACAAUAAAGUAUCCUGUUUUAGAUGCCACCAGCCAGGGCAUAGAAUAGCAGAUUGCCCACAGAUGGGUACAGAAAAUGUUACCACAGAUAAAGAGAGUCAGAUCACCUGUUUCAAAUGCCAUCAACCAGGACACAGAAUUGCAGACUGUCCAACAGUGGCAGGAAUAGAAGAUACAAAAGCAGGAAAUGUUGGCCAGAUCACCUGCUUUAAUUGCAAUGAGCCAGGACACAGAAAAAAUGACUGCCCAAAAAUGCCAGACAGAGAAUUUAAUAGAACAGGAAGUGAUAAUCAGAUCACCUGUUUCAAAUGCCAUCAACCAGGACACAGGAUUGCAGACUGUCCAACAGUGGCAGGAGCAGAAGAUACAAAAACAGGAAAUGAUGGCCAGAUCACCUGCUUUAAUUGCAAUGAACCAGGACACAGAAAAAUUGACUGCCCAAAAAUGACAGGCAGAGAAUUUAAUAGAACAGGAAGUGAUAAUCAGAUCACUUGUUUCAAUUGCCAUCAACCAGGACACAGGAGGGCAGACUGCCCAGGAGGAAUGGGAAGAAGUGAUUGUGGUUCAGCAUGGAGUGAAAAUAAGCUCACAUGUUUCAAAUGUAAUCAGGCAGGGCAUAAGAUGUCUGACUGCCCAGCAGCAGGUGGAGAAUAUGGCAGGACAGGCCAAGAUAACCAGAUUACAUGUUUCAAUUGCCAUCAGCCAGGACACAGGAGAGCAGAUUGCCCAGGUGGAAUGGGAGGAAAUUAUUAUGGUUCAGCAUCUUACAGCGGUUCUCAUCCAGGGAGUCGAGGAAUUGGAAAUGAUUGUGGUUUGGGAAGGAAUGGAAAUCAGGCCACCUGUUUCAGAUGCAACCAGCCAGGGCAUAGGAUAUCAGACUGCCCAGAAGCAGGUGGAGGUAACCAGAAUACCUGUUUCAACUGCCAUCAGCCAGGACAUAGGAGAGCAGAUUGCCCAGGAGGAAUGGGAAGAAAUGAUUACGGUUCAGCAUGGAAUGGGAAUCAGCUCACCUGUUUCAGAUGCCACCAGCCAGGGCAUAGGAUAUCUGACUGCCCAGAAGCAGGUGGAGAUAACCAGAUUACCUGUUUCAAAUGCCGUCAGCCAGGGCAUAGGAUAUCUGACUGCCCAGAAGCAGGUGGAGAUAACCAGAUUACCUGUUUCAAAUGCCGUCAGCCAGGGCAUAGGAUAUCUGACUGCCCAGAAGCAGGUGGAGAUAACCAGAUUACCUGUUUCAAAUGCCAUCAGCCAGGGCAUAGGAUAUCUGACUGCCCAGAAGCAGGUGGAGAUAACCAGAUUACCUGUUUCAAAUGCCGUCAGCCAGGGCAUAGGAUAUCUGACUGCCCAGAAGCAGGUGGAGAUAACCAGAUUACCUGUUUCAAAUGCCGUCAGCCAGGGCAUAGGAUAUCCGACUGCCCAGAAGCAGGUGGAGAUAACCAGAUUACCUGUUUCAAAUGCCAUCAGCCAGGGCAUAGGAUAUCUGACUGCCCAGAAGCAGGUAGAGAUAACCAGGUUACCUGUUUUAAUUGCCAUCAGCCAGGACACAGGAAGGCAGAUUGUUCAGCAGGAAUGGAUAACAGUGAUAGGAAAGAAAGAAAUGAAAAGCAGCUCACCUGUUUCCAUUGUCAUCAACCAGGGCACAGGAAAACUGAAUGCCCAAAUAUGAGUGAAGAUGAUGUUCAGAGAAGGAAUCAGAACCCAGUUGUUUUUGAAGAAAAUGAUAUGAUGACUCAGUAUGAAGGUGUCUGGGUGUUGAAAAGUGCAGUGGCAUAUUUAGAUGAUAGGAGAGAGCAGCUUGUGAAGGAGGCUGUGUCUGAAAGGGAGGAUGGAAAUGAUUCUACUGAGCUAACAAAAGAAGAACAGAUAAAAGUUCAGAGGACUAUGAAAAAAGAGAAGAGGCGGGAGCUCAAGCUCCUUCAGAAGCACCUGAGAGGUAUUAGAGUAGACACUACUCUAGCAAGAAAUAGAAAUGAUGUAACAGAUGCAUCAAGCAAAAUGGAAACCCCAAACAAAAGCAUCAGUAAUAAUAAUGAGGAUGACUUUCAAGUUGUUAAAUUUGAUGGAUUCUUUGUUAAGAAGGAAUCUGCUGACAGACUUAAUGGAUUAAAAGCUCGCCUUACAAAGGAGGGGGUAUCUGGAGAUCAGCUGCAAAGUAUCUUGCAGAGAGAACGUCGCAAAGAAGAGAGGUUGCUCAAGAAUGCAUCAAAGUCCUUAUGUCUUAAAUGCCGCCAGCCUGGGCACAUGGUAUCAACAUGCCCAAUGUUGAAUGAUGGAUCAGGAUCUAGUGGUCCAAUAGAUAUCUGUUAUACAUGUGGUUCAACUGAACACAGACACAAGGAGUGUCCACAGAAGGAUAAAGGUGGUGCAUUUUCCCAUGCAACAUGCUUUGUAUGUGGGGAGACGGGUCACCUUGCCAAGGAGUGUUCAGAAAACCCACGUGGUCUGUACCCAGAUGGAGGAGCUUGCCGGAUGUGUGGAUCAGUGGAACAUUUACGCAAAGAUUGUCCAGAUCUGCAGGAGGAAAACCAGAAAUCAACAAUAACAGUUGGCCGAAUGGAUGGCAGUGCCCUGGAAGCUUUGGACAGCUUUGAAAACUCAGCAGAGAAAGCUGGAACUGCACCUGCCAAAGGGGAAGUGAAGGUUGUCAGAUUCUGAGGAGAAUCCAGUUCAAGCUGUGGAACUACUUUUUAUUGAGGUAGAAUUUUGGGAGUAUCAGAGGUCUGUAUUUGAAUUUGGAAUGCAUGAGCGAAGAUUCAUGGGACUUUGAAGACCAUUUAGAAAGUACAAUGUCUCCUCUUUGGUUCAUAAUACAGUCCAUAUCAUAAUUUUCUUUACAGUAAAUUGUUGUUUUCUGUUGUUUUUUGAAAGAAACUGUUUUUCCAAAACAAGUACAAGUACUCCAAAUUAAAAUGAUUUUACACACACACAAAUACUGUGUGUGUGUGUGUGUGCUGGGGAGGUAGGGGUUUUGUAUGUGUGUUUCGCUCUCUUUCUCUCUCUCUCUCUCUCUCUCUCUCUCUCUCUCUCUCUCUCUCUCUCUCUCUCUCUCUCUCUCUCUCUCUCUCUCUCUCUCUCUCUCUCUCUCUCUCUCUCUCGCUCUCUCUCGCUCUCUCUCGCUCUCUCUCUCUCUCUCUUAAAAAUGGCCAUUUAAUCAGCAAGUAUAAACGAUGCAAUAUCCACAGUCGGUUUAUCUAAAUGCGUUCAAUUAUUUGAUCUGUUUGGUAUUUUCCAGUCUUGACUUUUCUGCUUCAGUCAUGUAGCUUCAGAUUGUUUAACAGCUCUUUAGUUAUGUUUACAUUAUUAUGUUAAAGAUUAUAAAUAUUUGCAGUUAUUACACUGAGAUUGUCAGUGUAUCAUAAUAUCAAGUCUAUGUAAAAAUACAUAGAAGUUAUUGUCAUUAUUGUAAAUAAAUUAUUAUGGGGUAA